AUGGUCGCCAUGGCCUUUGCAAUCCUCAAGUUCGUCCCCCGUCACUCCUUUGUCGUUGUACUAACGAACCCCGCAAGCUUCUUUGUUGGAUGGACCAACAUCGCUGGCUGGUUAACUGUCGUCACUACCCAAGCUUUCUUCGCCGCCCAAUUGAUAUCAGCAGCCGCAGUCGUCGCAUCCAACAACGCCUACGAAGCCACCGCCUGGAAGACCUAUCUCUUCUUCGUCGCCAUCCUCUCCUUCGGCACGGUCGGUAAUAUCUGGGGAAACAGAAUCUUGGGUCGAUGGAAUGACUGUGCCUUAUACUGGUCUGUCCUGUCCGUCGUCAUCAUCAGCAUCAUCUUGCUGUCCAUGUCCCCCAAGACCGACGCAAAAGAAGUUUUCACGGGCUUUAACAACGAGACUGGCUGGUCUGAUGGAGUCGCUUGGAUUCUUGGACUUCUGCAAUCUGCUCUAUCACUCAUUGGCUUUGAUGUCGUGUUGCAUCUUACAGAAGAGAUGCCCAAUCCUUCGAAAGAUGCACCAAGGGCUAUGCUUCUAGCUGUCGUCAUCGGCGGUGUCACUGGCCUCUUCUUCAUCCUAGUAAUCCUCUUCUGCCUAACAGACCCAACAACCAUCCUCACCAGCUCAACCGGCAUGCCCAUAGUAGAACUCUUCCUCCAAAGCACAUCCUCCCGCGCCGCUGCCACAGUCCUAGCGCUCAUGCUAAGCAUCUGUUUCAUAAACGGAACAUCAGCAAGCAUAACCAGUGCCAGCCGCUUGAUCUUCGCCAUGGCUCGCGACAACGGUAUUGUCUGCCACAAGUUCUUCGCGCACAUAUCACCCCAACUUGACGUUCCUGUCCGCACAAUCAUGUUCUGCUAUGUUUUUAAUCUGUUGUUUGGUCUUUUGUAUCUUGGUCCUACUGUCGCUUUUAGUGCGUAUAUUGCGAGUUGUACUAUUUUCUUGAAUGUUUCUUAUGCUAGUCCUGUUGUUGCUUUGCUUGUUAGGGGAAGAGGUGUUUUGAGGGAGUAUCAGACUAAGAAGACGCCUGCCAGGAUGGGGUUGAGGCUUGGUGCUGUUGUUAAUUGUGUUGCUGCUGCGUUUGUUAUUGUUACUUCUAUUUUCUUCUGCUUCCCUGCUGGAAUUCCAGUAUCUGCCAAUACCAUGAACUACGUUUCUCCUGUUGUCGGAGGCUUCUACUUCCUUCUCGCGGUCUACUGGCUUAUUUGGGGCAAGAACUUCCAAGGACCCAACUUCGAUGCUAUCAUCGGACAGCCGUUGCAGGAGAAGGAUUCGGGGGUUACGGAGACAGUGCCAGGUAAAAUUGACUCUACAUCGAAGGUUUAG
Messenger RNA from Fusarium coffeatum, 1329 nucleotides. RefSeq lists its product as uncharacterized. The transcript has 8 exons. Gene Ontology annotation, molecular function: transmembrane transporter activity. The coding region runs from base 1 to 1329 and encodes 442 amino acids. Gene Ontology annotation, biological process: transmembrane transport. The record is from RefSeq and is a predicted model, not a curated record. Gene Ontology annotation, cellular component: membrane. Lineage: Eukaryota; Fungi; Ascomycota; Sordariomycetes; Hypocreales; Nectriaceae.